Messenger RNA from Lucilia cuprina (Australian sheep blowfly), 7896 nucleotides. RefSeq names its product serine/threonine-protein phosphatase 4 regulatory subunit 3 (gene flfl). Gene Ontology annotation, molecular function: protein phosphatase activator activity. The record is from RefSeq and is a predicted model, not a curated record. Gene Ontology annotation, biological process: protein dephosphorylation; DNA damage response. The transcript is spliced from 10 exons. Gene Ontology annotation, cellular component: protein phosphatase 4 complex; nucleoplasm. The coding region runs from base 1229 to 4282 and encodes 1017 amino acids. Lineage: Eukaryota; Metazoa; Arthropoda; Insecta; Diptera; Calliphoridae.
UGUUUUUAUUUAUUUUGUCACUUGUACAUUAAUAAAUAACAACUCUGUUUCUUUUUUGUAUAUUUUUUUCCAAUAUGGCGGCAUCGUAGAAUGACGAAUGUUUUGUGGCCAUUCGUCGUAUAGGGCUGUCGGAAUCGGUGUGUGUUUUAGAAAUACGUAGUUUUAUUUGUAAAAUUUCCAUAUAAAAAAGUUAUUAAAAAUUAUAAAACAUAUAAAUAAUUAAAGCUUGAAAUAUGCGUAAACGCAAAUCAAAGAAAUAUUGUGAAAAUUUUCUCAUAUAAAUACAUUAAUUUGUCGUCAAAAAAAUUUAAGGUGCAGACAUUGAUGAAAGGAAAAAAAACUUGGAAAAAGAGCAGCCUAAAGAGUAAUUGACAAAAAUACAGAUUGUAAAGUAGUGAGUGAACGAGUCAGUGAGUGAGUGGCAAAGAAGUGGUGUAGUGUAUAUUAUAAAAAAAGUGGUGCGACCAUACAGCUACAAUUUAAUUAUAAUUUGUGAAUAUUUGUACAAUAAGAAAAUCGUAAUUACACUGGAGUUUGAAACAAAUUUACUUUAAAUAACACUUCAGACAGGCCCAUCCCCCGUCAACAGAGCAGCAUUAUUUUUAAAUAAAAAAGUAACAAUGUUUACUAUAAUAAUUUGUAUAAAUGAGUAAAUCUCAAAAUUAAUUAAUUUUUGAAUUUAAAAUUCAAUUGAAAUACGUUAGUUUGAUGAAAUAGAACUUUAUUUAGUUGGACUAAAAGAACUACAACUUGAAAUAGAAAGGAACAAAGUUGUAAAAUUCUCCUUUCCGAGAAAGAAAAACAAACUAACCAAGUAAAAUCUCUUCCAAUAAUAAGAGACAAAUAAAUAUAUAAAAAAAACGGAAAUAACAAUUAUUUAUUGUAUUAAACAAGAACUAAAAUUGUUGUUGUCAUUGUUGUUGCUAAAAUUUUAAGCUAAGAAAUAAAAAAAACAUAAGAUUAGCAACAAUAACUACUUGACACGUGUGCCACAACAUAUUGGGACGCUAGACAACAACAAACAAAUCGAUUCCCAAAACUAUUAAAGUUAAAAUAUAAACUCCAGUGUUUUUCUGCCGCAUAUAAACACAAACACACACACCUAAACCUAAGAUAAAACCUUAAGUGGGGUUUUUUUGUUUUAUAUAUUUUUUUUCAUUGGAAAUUAUAGAAUAUUUUACAAAAAUAAAUUGUGUAAAAUAACCGUAAAAAUACAAACAUUAAGAAAAUGACUACCGAUACCCGCCGACGUGUUAAAUUGUAUGCUCUAAAUGCAGAACGUCAAUGGGAUGAUCGUGGCACGGGACAUGUGUCAUCGAAUUAUGUAGACAGACUUAAAGGCAUCUCUUUGUUAGUACGCGCUGAAUCAGAUGGUAGCUUACUUUUGGAAAGUAAAAUUCAACCCGACACCGCUUAUCAAAAGCAACAGGAUACCUUAAUUGUUUGGUCUGAGGGUGAUAAUUUUGAUUUGGCCUUGAGUUUUCAGGAAAAGGCCGGUUGCGAUGAAAUAUGGGAAAAAAUUUGCCAGGUACAAGGUAAAGAUCCAUCCGUUGAAAUCACACAAGACAUUGUCGAAGAAUCCGAAGAUGAACGUUUCGAAGAUAUGUCAGAUACAGCACCACCAAUCGAAUUGCCUCCAUGUGAAUUGGCCCGCCUUGAAGACAUAUCGGAAGUUAUACAAAAUUGUUUAACCACACCGUUGCGCAAAGAAAAACUUUCGAUGGCAUUAGAAUCCGAAAAUUACAUUAAGAAAUUACUUAAUCUUUUCCAUGUAUGCGAGGAUCUCGACAAUACCGAGGGCUUACAUCAUCUCUUCGAAAUAUUCAAAAACAUAUUUCUAUUAAAUAAAAAUGCACUAUUCGAAAUAAUGUUUGCUGAAGAUACAAUUUUCGAUGUGGUGGGCUGUCUGGAGUAUGAUCCCAGUGUAACGCAACCGAAAAAACAUCGUCAGUAUUUAAAACAAUGGGCUAAAUUUCGCGAAGCAGUUCCGAUCAAAAAUCAAGAUCUACUAGCGAAAAUUCAUCAAACAUUUCGUGUGCAGUAUAUACAGGAUAUAAUAUUGCCCACGCCAUCGGUAUUCGUAGAGGAUAAUAUGUUAAAUACUUUAUCUAGUUUUAUAUUCUUUAAUAAAGUCGAAAUUGUCACUCUCAUCCAGGAGGAUGAACGUUUUCUGGUUGAUAUGUUUACCUUACUAACCGAUCCAAAUACCAGCGAUGCCAAGCGUCGUGAUAUUGUUCUAUUUCUAAAGGAGUUUUGUAAUUAUGCGCAAAAUCUACAGCCGCAGGGUAAAGAUUCCUUCUACAAGACCCUAACGUGUCUGGGUAUUUUGCAAGCUUUGGAAAUAACAUUGGUGAUGAAUGAUCAGAAAACGAAGGCGGCCUCAAUUGAUAUACUAACGGCCAUUGUUGAAUUUUCGCCUUUAGUCGUACGCAAUUAUACACUGCAGCAAGUUAAUCGUACUGAAGGAGAUCGUAUGCUGUUAAAUAUUGCCAUUGAACAAAUGUUAAAUGAUUCCGAACCAGAAUUAGGUGUUGCUGUGCAAUUGAUGGGCAUUAUUAAGAUACUGUUAGAACCCGAAAAUAUGUUAACAGAAAAGGGUGAUUUCUUAAAUUUCUUCUAUAAACACAGUAUACAAACCUUGAUAGCACCUUUGUUGCUCAACACCAUCGAUGAUCGUCCACAAAAUGAAGAUUAUCAAACAGCACAAUUAUUGGGAAUUGUCUUAGAUAUUUUAUCAUUUUGUGUUGAACAUCAUACUUAUCAUAUUAAGAAUUUUAUAAUACAAAAAGAUCUCCUCAAGAGAAUUCUAGUACUCAUGAAGAGUUCUCAUACGUUCCUUGUUUUAGGCGCUUUAAGACUUUUAAGAAAAAUUGUUGCCCUCAAAGAUGAGUUUUAUAAUCGACACAUUGUUAAAGGUAAUCUAUUUGCUCCUGUUGUGGAUGCCUUUAUACGCAAUAAUGGCCGUUAUAAUCUACUCGAAUCAGCUAUAUUGGAAUUAUUUGAAUUUGUUAAACUGGAAGAUAUAAAAACGUUGUGUGUUUAUUUUGUUGAAACAUUUAGCAAAAUAUUUGAUGAAAUCGAAUAUGUGCAAACGUUUAAAUAUUUAAAAAAUCGUUACGAUCAAUAUCAAGAGCGAAUAAAAGAUCGUGACAAGAUGGGUUUAGAUACCAUUCCAAUUAUACGCGGUAAUCGUUUUCGGCGCGAUCAAAGGCAAAUGGAGGAGGAAGAAGAAAUGUGGUUUAACGAAGAAGAGGAUUUAGAAGAACUUGAAACUUAUAAUAGCGUCAUGAAGUCCGUUACCGAAAAGAAUGGUUCUCAAACAUCUCAAUUACAACAAAAAUCACCGCCACAAAAUGCACAACAGCAGCUGCAACAACACGGUACAAGUAGUAUGUUGGGCAACACAUCUGGUACCAGUAAUCUAAACACAACAACAACGUCAUCCGCGAGUCUUUCACCCACAGGUGGCGGUGGUGGAAGCGAUUCCACAGGCGGCCUACAAACACCCUCCACCAGUAGCAGUAGUAGUAAUUGCAAUAGUAAUGAACAAACGUCCGCCGCUCAUUUGGGUGCUGCUGCCGCUGCAGCAGCUGCAAAUUUAGCACUGCACCAGCAUCAACAGCAACAACAUCCAUUGCACAAUUAUCAACAACAGCAGCAAUUGAAUCUGAAUAGCACUUUGGUAGCGGCUGCAGCAGCAGCGGCAGCAGCCGGUGUGGCCUCAACCUCUACGGCUGCUCACUUGGAAGCACAACAACAGCAGCAGCAAAGUGAUAUUGUUGAAUUGCAACAACAAUUGGCAGCUGUCGAGCAACAGCAAGAGUUGGCGUUAAGUGGUGGUGUUGUAGCAUCAACAUCGAAUGUGAAUGCGACGCAAACAACGGCAGGUCCUUCGACAAGUGCUUUGACAGAAUCAGCAGUUGCUGCAGCGGCUACGCAGCUUCUAUCAUCGAUGGCAUCAAGCGAGGCUGUGGCAGCGGUAGCAGCUGCUGCCGUUGCGGCCGUAGCAGCAAGUGUUUCGGGUGUAACAGCAAAUACAGCAGCGGUUGCAGCUGCCGAAGCAGCUAAACUUAAUAGUAAUGAGAAUAAUAAAACAAAUACUAAUACAACUACUGCAACAGUAGAUGAAAAUAAAGAGGCAGAGCCAUCAUCCACAGCACAAACUGGGGAGAAUAUAUUAAAGAAGCUUGUUGAUUAUGGUAGUGAUUCGGGUGAUGAAUAUGAGUUGGAAGAUGAAGAUGACGAAGAGUCUCCACAUCAAAAGAAACCACGUUUGGCAUAGCAACUUUACCACCACCAACAGCAACACCCUCCAAAUCAAACACAAUAUCACCUACAACAUUCUACUCACCAACAACAACACCAACAUCAUCAUCAUCAGCCCCAUCAGCAUUCGCAUCACCAUCACCACCACCAUCAUUUGCAGCAUCAACAUCAUCACCAUCAAUUCCAACAUCAGCAAACGGUCGCCACAAAUGCUGCUGUAGCAGCAGCAGCGGCCGCUGCAGCUGAAACAAUUAUUAAAACAUUCGCAACCAUGUCGUCGUCCACAGCGGCGGUAGCGGUAACAGCUUCUUCUACGGCGUCUAUGUCGUCGUCAGCUUUGUUGUCAUCACCACCAACAUCGUCAUCAUCAUCAUUAUUAUCACCCUCAUCGUCUUUAAACUCGGCUGCCGUUGUUAUGACGUCUUCAUCCAUUUACAAUAAUAAUAAUAAAAAUACAACUACUAAUCCCAAGAACAAACAUUUUUAACUUUUUAAAUAUAAAACAAAACAAAAAAUAUAUUAUAUAUAAUGAAAAGAAAAAAACUUGAUUUAAAGAAAAAAAUACCAUAUUAUAUAGUUAAAAAGGAAUCACUUUUUUUUAGCCACAGGCUACAUUUAUAACAAAAAAAAAAACAAAAAAACAUCAUAAAAAGAAGAAAAUAAAACAUUAAUUACAACAAUUAUAGUUAUGUAAAAUUUCAGUAUAACAAAGAUAAAGAAAAAAACAAACAAAAUUAAAUUUAAUAAAAAAACAUAAAAUUACAAACAAAAAUCUCUUAUAAAAUGAUGACAACUCAAUAAAGAAAACAAAAGGGAAAACUUAUCAAAACAAACAUCUAAAAGUAAUGCAACACAUUUUACUUUAUUUAAAGCAAGAACACAACAACAAAUAUAUACAAAGUUUUCAACACAUAAGGUAAACAAAAUUUACUUAGCAAUCAAUUAAAUUUUUCAAAAUUGAAACGAGCAAACAAAAGAAAAAAAAGAAACAGGUAAUUUUAUUACUAUUUAUUUAAAUUAAUUUAUUAAUUCAAUUUACAUUUUUAUUUGGACAAAAAUGGAUUUCUUUAAGGAAUUUAUUUUACUCAUUGAUCUCUUAAAUGUAAUGGAAAUGUCAAGCGAAGAAAGUAUUAGGUUUUUUUCUAGCAGUUUUUAAAUCAAAAAUUUGCCACAAACUUUUGGAAAGAAAGGAACAAACUAUUGCAUAAGUAGAUACAUCUAUUUAUUGGCUCUCAAAGUAUUCUCAAGAAAUAUGAAAACGAAAACAUGUUGGUGUAUUAUACAAAAAAAAUAUUAUUUUUGCUGUUUAAAAAAUAAAACAAAAGUUGAAAGUAAUUCUUUAAAAAAAGAUUUACUUAUUAAAGAACAUUGCAGUUGAAGAAUUACUAAAGCUAAUUGUAAAAAUUUUAAAUGAUUUGUAAUUUAUAAAAGGAUUUUAAUAAUGGUGAGUUGUUUUUUUUACAUAAAAUAAAUUUAUUCUGCAUUCUUUAAAUUAAAAAUAAUUCUUAAAAUUAAUAAAUUUGUAGUGUUUUUAAUAACUAUGAUAGAAGAUAUGUUUACAGAUAAAAGUGUUUAUUGAAAUCUAUUGGAUUUUCCUAUUACACCCGAGAUAUUGAAUAUGAAUUUAGAUCAUGAGGUAUGGUGCCUUUCAGUCAAGCUCUUGUUAUCUCCAAACACUGAAUAUUUACUAGAAACAAUUGUAUUCACAAAUUAAUCGCACUGUAAAGAAUAUCUUCACGACCUAGAGGUUAUUUAUUGGCUCCUAUUCUGCAUUUCAAUCGAAAUUUUCUCCGUUUGGGAACUUUGGCAUUUUGCAUUUCGAUUCGACUCUCCGUCACAAAAACAACAAACAACUUUCAAAAACGUAGGUAAGAUCGUAACGCAGAAUACACACUUUCGUAAAACAUUGAAGCGGAACUGCUUCUUUUUCUUACGAUUUAAUUUUUUGUUGGAAUACCUUUUUUUCGAUCGUUUUUUCACAUUUUUUUUUGGAAAUUUUGUUUAAAAUUCUUCAAGAAAAUGUAUCAAUUUAAUAAAGAGUUUUAAUGAUAUAUCUCAAAAAAAAUAUUUUAAAUUGAAAUUUUUAAUUUUGCUUUGAAAGGAGUUUUUAUUUUUACUUUGUUCAAUAACCUUUUUGACUUGAAAAUAAUUCCCCUGCUGUGAAUUUUUAUACCCUAUACAACUUUAGUGGGAAGGGUAUAUUGAGUUUGGGCUGAUGUAUUAACGCAUUGAAACAUUGGUUCUCUAUACCCACCUUAAAGUAUACCAAUACCGACACAGAAUAAUUUUCUGAAUCGUUUAAGCUAUGUUCGUCCGUUUGUCUGUCCGUCCGUCCAUGUAAAACUUGCAAUCCAACUACAGGUCGCAACUUUUAAGAUCAUUUGAUGAAACUUGACACAAUUUGAUGAAACUUCAGUUCAAGGACGAAGCCUAUUGAAAAUGUUUAAAAUCGGUUCAUUAUUUUACAUGGCCCCCAUACAACCGUACCCCCAAAAUAGGGCCUUUGAGAACAUGAUUAGAGCAACUUAGUUUUGUGCAGGCGCGGAUCCAUGGGGAAUUUCUCCCUUAAAACACUAGAAUUGAAUCCGCUUCUGGUUUUGUGCAAGUCUAAAUGUAACUUCAUUUGACCCUAGCCUCCAUACAAAGUCCCCUUAAGAAAAUGAUUUAAAAAUCAAUAAACAGAAGUAGAAAUUUGGGCAAGAAAAAAACUUAAACUUAACUUAAGAUAUAUUAUUAAAAAUAGUCCACAUUUUUACAUACUAUACACUAGGCCAAGCCCGACUUUUUACUUGUUUUGAUGUUAUUUUUUUAAAUAGCCUAAACAAAAUCACUUAUUAUUAAUCAUGAAAGCAAAUGUCGAUGAGAUGACUGAUCGGAUGUAGUCAAUAUUUUACAUCUGCUGAUCUGGUAUAGCUGUUGUUUGAUGCUUCUUUAAAUUAUUUAAAACAGGAUUAUAAUGGGCGGAAUUUUUUGUAAAUUUAUGAUUGCUAUUUAUAACUUUAGAACUUGAGCUGUUACAUCAUUGAAAAGACUAAAUUUUAUAAACAUUUGUGCAAUUCACAAUCGAUGUCGUAUCCGUUGUAUGUCAUAAAAUAAUAACAGAAUACGACAUUUUUACGAUACGACCAUACAACAACAAUUGUGAAUUGGACAAUUAUUGGAAGUAAUGAUCUAUAACGUCCAAGUUCUGAAUGUAAUGGAAUUUGUUUCGCAGGACCAAAUGUGAUAAUUAUAGUUUUUCUUCAAAUGUUGGUGGUUUCGUUUUCAAUUACGAACAAAAUAAAAAAUCUUCUUUUCACAUAAAAAUAGGUGAAUGCUAAAUGAAUCAACUUCUUGAUUGUGACAAAAAAACAUUUUUAAAAUAUACAGUUACCAAAUAUAAAACUGAGUGAAAAAAUGAAUAUCAUGUUUCGUGUGAAUUAUUGAUUUUAUGUUAAGAAAGCCGUAACAUACUAAAAUGAGAGUAAGGGGUCCGAAUGUCGAUAACUUACGAAACAAUGUACAUAUUAAUAUAUAACUCUAUACGAAUUUUUUCCUUUCGAAUAGAGUUACAUAUUAUUUCAGUUGUAAUUGAUUUUAUAUAAACGUGAAAUUUGGAUAAGAGUGUUUGCUAUUACCAAACCUAUCACA